Messenger RNA from Pieris napi, 819 nucleotides. RefSeq names its product venom allergen 5-like. The record is from RefSeq and is a predicted model, not a curated record. Gene Ontology annotation, cellular component: extracellular region. The coding region runs from base 289 to 774 and encodes 161 amino acids. NCBI's taxonomy places the organism in Eukaryota, Metazoa, Arthropoda, Insecta, Lepidoptera, Pieridae. The transcript is spliced from 6 exons.
UAAUUAUUUGGUCUGUAUAUAUCCUAUUCCCCAGUGCGGCCAGAUCGUGGGUAAAAGGUACCUCUGCCCAGCAUUACGCACCGUGCUAUUUCGUCUAGAGAAAGGGAACUUUUUAUCCACGAUCUGGUUGAACUGCAAUUUUCAUUGGUAGAUGGGAAAGUAAAGACGAAAAAUGAAACUCAUUCUGAGCUGUCAUGUAGACAUAUUCGCGAAUUCGUGGAUAGACAUAAUUAUUGGAGGUUGAAAUUGGCGAAGGGUGAAAUACCUAAUCAACCGGCGGCAUCGGAAAUGAAGUAUAUUAUUUGGGACGAGGAGUUGGCAGCAAAAGCAGCUGAAUGGGCCUCCAAUAAUCAAUAUACCCAUAACCCGGAUAAAACUGUCGGUUCAUAUCGCUUUACUACCGGUGAAAAUAUAUUCUGGCCAGAAUCCACGGAUCAGUCAUACAAAUUUGAACCGAGAAGUGCAGUGGAUUCCUGGUUCAGUGAACACAAAGACUUCAACUAUGGACCUGUGCAAUCUUGGCAAUUUCUGCCUUUUGCUAAGAAGAUUGGUCAUUACACACAGGUGGCAUGGUCCGACUCAAUUUAUUUAGGCUGUGGGGUCUCUAAAGCAUAUAGAAAUGGAUGGGUUUCUUACACCGUUGUAUGCAACUAUGGACCGACUGGAAAUAACUUUGGUUGGACCCCCUAUCCCGCCGGAAGGCCGAGUGGCCAGCUCGUAUGUGCCAACGAUUGCAGUAGAUUCUACGGGGACAAGUGUAGCAAUCUAUUUUAAUUUAAUUUAUGCUAUUGGUUUCAAUUAUACUUAUUCCUAAUUCUA